AUGGACGUAACCAUAAAUUAUGAAGAAUUCGACGAGGAUGACCUUAUUCCUCUGGAAUUAUUGGAGUUUAGCAUACCUAGACGAAUUUACGAACGACAAGAAUAUUUCCGGGCGAUGGAACGCUCCAAGUUCAGAAAACGGUUCCGGGUACCAAAGCAUACUGUCCUCACUGUGCUUGAAGAGAUUAGAGACAAGUUGGAAGUACCUCUGCAUUUUACGCAUUGCGAUGCGCAGGCAUUAUUCUACAUUUUCAUGGUGCUAUCCGCCUUAAUACCUAGUUCAAGUGAGAGGUAA
Molecule: messenger RNA, 294 nt
Organism: Acanthoscelides obtectus
Lineage: Eukaryota; Metazoa; Arthropoda; Insecta; Coleoptera; Chrysomelidae
Source: the annotation of a GenBank genome assembly